GGCAGCGGCAGACCGGUAUCAUUAUGUGUAACCAGUUAAUAUAACGUUUUUGAUUGGCCCAAAGGACUAUAAUUAUGGGGUAAAACAUCUAGCUUAGCAGAUUCGGAACCUAGUCAGAUCGAAAUCGCCCUUUGGUUCCCCGCUAAGAAAUUAGAAAACAUAAUUUUUUCCCUUUCUUUCCCCAAUCCUCCUCUUAAGACCUAACGAUAUUCUCCAUUCACCUCUUACUAGCUCAUAUUCAUAUUCUUCUGAUUUCUAAACUCUCAAUCCAAUUGAGUUGAUCUCUUCCUUCUCCUACCGAUCCUGGUUGAAAUUACCACAGUUGCCCUUAUGAACGGGCGCUCGUCAGUCUUCACAUCACAGGAUUAUAUCUCUGACCACUUGUGGCGGUCUCUCUCCGCUUAAGGGGGCCAUUGAAUAACCUCUCCAGCUCUAACCUUUUUCUUUAUCACUUCAGAACAUAAUGUUCUCACGACUCAUCAUCAGGGCUACGAAGCCCGCAGCAUUCCGUGCUGCUGGGCCCUCGUUCCGAGCCCGAUUCCUCUCUACCUCCGGCAGUUUCGCCGCCCAGGCUGCCGAAGGUAGUCUGGGUAGGCAGAUGCCCCAAACUCUCUCCAGGGGUACGAAACCUGCCUCUGGCAUGGAGGCUACACUUACUAUUCGAGAUGGUCCCAUUUUCCACGGAACAGCUUUCGGGGCUAACUCGAACAUUUCCGGCGAGGCCGUCUUUACAACUUCUCUCGUUGGCUAUCCGGAGUCAAUGACUGACCCCUCGUACCGUGGCCAGAUUCUCGUCUUUACCCAACCAUUAAUUGGAAACUACGGCGUACCCUCCGGCGUGCGUGACGAGUGGAAUCUAUUGAGACACUUCGAAUCUCCCCAUAUUCAAUGUGCAGGAAUUGUUGUGGCCGAUGUUGCCGAGAAGUACAGCCAUUGGACUGCCGUUGAGAGUUUAGGUGAUUGGUGUGCCCGAGAAGGCAUUCCUGCCAUCUCAGGUGUUGAUACCCGGGCCAUUGUAACCCACCUCCGAGAGCAAGGUUCUUCCCUUGCUAGAAUCUCGGUUGGUGAUGAGUACGAUGCCGAUGAAGACGAAAGCUUCAUCGAUCCUGGCCAAAUCAACCUCGUGAAACGGGUCAGCACCAAAGCUCCCUUCGUUGUGGAGGCACAUGACCCCAAAUAUCAUAUUGCGCUACUCGAUUGCGGCGUUAAGGAGAACAUCCUUCGGAGCUUAGUGAGCCGCGGAGCCAGCGUCACUGUAUUCCCCUACGACUUCAAGAUCCAGAAGGUUGCCGACAAUUUUGACGGAGUGUUUAUUUCUAACGGCCCUGGUGAUCCAACACACUGUCAAUCUACUGUACACAACCUCGCAGUACUGAUGGAGACUUCUCAAGUACCUAUCAUGGGUAUUUGCUUAGGUCAUCAGCUCCUAGCUCUAGCAACUGGAGCUCAGACCAUCAAGCUGAAGUAUGGUAACCGAGCUCACAACAUCCCGGCUCUAGACAUGACGACCGGACAAUGCCACAUCACGAGCCAGAAUCAUGGGUAUGCCGUCGAUGCCAGCACUCUAGGAAACGAAUGGAAAGAGUACUUCGUCAACCUCAAUGAUGGUAGCAACGAGGGCAUGCGUCAUGUUUCUCGACCAAUCUUCUCGACCCAGUUCCAUCCCGAGGCCAGAGGUGGUCCCAUGGAUAGUGCUUAUCUAUUUGACAAGUACAUUGAGGAUGUGAUGGCUUUCAAGGCCUGUCAGACUGUCUACAAGGACAACCGGCCAUCCCAGUUUAUGCUUGAUAUCUUGAGCAAAGAACGAGUCGGCGUUCAGCCAGAACCUUUGGCCAGUGCUGCUUAAAGAGUUACAUAUGUAGCAUACACGUAUUAUUGAUUUGAACUGGCUGGGAUAGGAGUCUAUUUCUGGGAAAUUAAUGUGACAUUUUAUGACAAAUUACAAACAAUCUACAUUCGUUCUAACUUAUCAAUUUCCAUAUGAAU
Messenger RNA from Annulohypoxylon maeteangense, 1986 nucleotides. RefSeq names its product small subunit of carbamoyl phosphate synthase. Gene Ontology annotation, molecular function: carbamoyl-phosphate synthase (glutamine-hydrolyzing) activity. Lineage: Eukaryota; Fungi; Ascomycota; Sordariomycetes; Xylariales; Hypoxylaceae. Gene Ontology annotation, cellular component: carbamoyl-phosphate synthase complex; cytoplasm. The record is from RefSeq and is a predicted model, not a curated record. Bases 464 to 1846 code for a protein of 460 amino acids. Gene Ontology annotation, biological process: L-glutamine metabolic process; 'de novo' pyrimidine nucleobase biosynthetic process; L-arginine biosynthetic process. The transcript is spliced from 4 exons.